Molecule: messenger RNA, 3267 nt
Organism: Panthera uncia (snow leopard)
Lineage: Eukaryota; Metazoa; Chordata; Mammalia; Carnivora; Felidae
Gene: NCMAP
Product: non-compact myelin associated protein
Exons: 3
Coding region: 297-605 (102 amino acids)
Biological process (GO): peripheral nervous system myelin formation; regulation of myelination
Cellular component (GO): Schmidt-Lanterman incisure; plasma membrane; paranode region of axon
Molecular function (GO): structural constituent of myelin sheath
Source: RefSeq, a predicted model, not a curated record
AGUUUCUAGAAGACCAAUUUAGACGUUCUGUGUGAAACCCAGGAGACAUUUAAUAGAUAUUGUUGAAUUAAUUUAAACUGCUUCGAAACAUAAAGUUCUUCACAAAUGUCAGGCAUUAGUUUUAAUUCUCCCUAGGAGGUAGCGAAAGGCCUUUUAUUCACUUGCUGCGAGGAGAAACCGUGUGCUUGAAUAUUCUCCCGUCAUCCAGGUGAAGAACGAAACAGGCGUUGUACAGGGAUUACAAAGCUCACUCUGGUUUUAAACAAAAUGCCAUCUUUGUUCUUACCAGGAUCGAGAUGACCACGGCCACCCCGUUGGGGGGGACUACCUUCUUCUCACUGAACGUGACCACCAGAGAACAGGACUUUCUGUACAAGAGUUCCGGAGCCAUCGUUGCUGCCAUUGUCGUGGUUGUCAUUAUCAUCUUCACCGUGAUUCUGAUCCUGCUGAAGAUGUACAACAGGAAAAUGAGGACAAGGCGGGAACUGGAACCCAAGGGGCCCAGGCCAUCCUCCCCUUCUGCCUUGGGCCCAAACAGCAACAGCAGCCAACACCCUGCAACUGUGACCUUCAGCCCUGUUGACGUCCACAUGGAGACUCGGUGACCCCCACCCUGGUGCUAUCUUGGCCACCAUCCAAAGAGCCUUCUCCCGUCAAGACCCAGAAGCACAUUUCUCCUCUGGCAGCUCCAUUAUGAGUUCCUUCUGGUCGACAGGGGCGUCUCUUAUUCAAUUCCUGAUGCUUCAGGCAACCCCUAACCCUGUCCCGCCCCGCACCACCCUGGCUAUGUCCAUAUCCCUAUUGCCCCCGCCCCCUUACAAAAAGCUAUGGAACAUUCUUUUGUGAUCUGAUGAGGUAGAACCAGGUUGGGAAUCCACUGAAAUGGAUGUGGCUGUCUUCCCCAAACACAGUUGCUAGACAGACAGACAGACAGACAGACGGAUAGCCCAGGAGUCUUCUGGUCAGGAGGCAGGGGUUAGGGCAUGCCCCCGAGUGUACAACAGGGUCUGCCACUGGGGUCAGAUCAGAAUGAGUGCCAUCUAUAUCCACGGCUUUGCAGAGCAAAGUAUUCAGUCCCAUUAAUCAGGCACAGGGGAACUAACUUGGGCUAACUAACCAGAAAACCAGCUUGUUAAUUUAUAACUUGUUCCAGUACUGGAUGACCGCUAGCUAGCUCAUGACAACCGGUCGGCACGUUUCACCCUCUUUAAGAAACGCUAUGGGAGAAACUAAAUUCUUCUUGAAAGGUUUCUACUUCAUUUGUAAAGAGUCCGAGAGGGACUAGGGUGAACUCCAGGAAUGAUGGCCUCUAGGGCAAAAGCUUAUUGCUGUGUCGCUGGGCCUUGAAUGAGUCUGGGGCUAGUCAGAGCCCCUCUUCUCCCUUUGGGGCUGCGUUUAGCCUGACUCAGCCUCAUUUCCUGGCUCUCCUCUAUUUGGAUUCCCAGCAAUCCUCUCUGUCCGGGUAAACCUUCCUUCCAAGGAGCAGUAUUAGAGACUGAUAAGAUUACAGCCCCGUGUAUGUUACCUGCGCCCUUCCCGGUCACCUUGCAGAGAUUCAGGGCACGUUCUCAGCACCACAUUCGCACACCGUGUCUCUGCACAGAGCUGAUCUUUUCGACUCUUUAGCCUGGAGAACAAUCUGUUGAGAGGGGAAAGCAUUUUUGAGAUUAAGAAGACUUGUCUCCCAAGACCUGCCCCCUGGUCGUGUGGCCUUGGAAGAGUGACUUGAGCGCUCCAUAGUCGGUUUGCUAACCCCAAAGUGGGAAUGAUGACAUCUGCCCCCCCGGGGUUACUAUAAUCAGCUACGGACAUAGUGAAGCACCUGGGGUAGUGCACAGCACCCAACAGAUGCUUAAUAAAUGACAGCCAGCAUUGUUUAUUGCAGUCAGAAUAUGUCUUAAAAUCGAUGGGUCCGUUAACGUAGUUGUACUUUUUCUCUCUCAAAAAGCUGGUUUUUAACCAGUUGUGCAUCUUACCGUUGAAGGCAUCUUGGAAGCAAGGUAAUAAAUCCUUAUCCUGUUCUAGAAAGUAACACACGCUGCCCUUUAACCUCACAUUCUAGGAGUGUCUCCCUCUUGGAGUCAGAAAUCUCCUUUGAGGGGAAAUCGAGGGUCAGGAAGGUAAGAAGACUGACCCAGGGUCACAGAGUCCUGCCAUCCCACGAUAAAAAUGCUCGCUUGAAUAUGUCUGGAAAAAUGCUUGCAAAUUCUUCCUCCCCAGACAACAUUUGUCCCUACUGUGUUUAAAUAUCCAUCAAGUACCAGGUCCUUGGCAAGAUGCUUUCACAUAAAUUGUCCCAUAGGAUUUAUUUUUCCUAAUAAUCCUGGGAGGUAUUAUUUUUUUCUGUUUGCAGCUGAGAAUUGCAAACUCAAGGAGAAAGGUACUUGCCCAAAGUCCCACAGCUAUUAAGUUGCAAAGACAGGACUCAAACUCACGUCUCUUCGACUCCGAAGUCCCUCUCUCUCUGUUGUACCAAAUUAUUCCCUAACCUCCUGGCUCAAAACACAAGAGUGUGAGCCAAACAAAAGGAGGACAGGGGUCCAUGUGUCUGAGCCGAAGUCAGGAAUCUAGCUUCCAAACUAACAGCGGGGACAAAGCCAUUCUGGUAGCCUCCUUUGGGCUUCCAUGAUUGGAGCCAAAGGACCCCUUUCUAAGCCCAUGGAAGCCCUAAAGAUUCUCAUCUCAUUUCCCCUAACAUUUUCCCCAAGGAGCAAGGGGUAGAAUGGCAUCCAACCAGGGCAAAGCCAUUUCCUUAAGGGCUCAAACCCCAAAUAGAUACGUUUCCCAGAGAUAUUCUGCUUUAAAAAAAAAAAAAAGACGUUGGGAAUGUUCCAGCCCUAAAACCAAACUCUUCUGCCCAUAGUGAAAUCUAGUAAUUCCGACCAGAGGAAUUAUCCUCUGGUCUAUGUUGUUCUGCUAAAUGAAAGCUUGGAAGUGAAGGAGGGGGGAGAGGGAAAGAGGAAAGAGGAAGGCCAAGAAAAGGGUUUUAGUGUUUUGUUUUUAACUAAUGGAGAUAACCCAGUAAUCCUUUAUGGGCCCCUGUGUGGAAGUUGAGGUGCCACUAAACACAUUAAGUCAUGGUCCCCGUUCUCAAAGAGUCUGCAGCCGGUCUCCCGAGACAGGGAUCUUGCAACACCGCAGAGUUAUUUCAUUUCUGACAGGUGCAUUUCCUAACAGCGCAGAUGCUGCCUUAUUGGGCCACUGAGUCAAUAAAAGAUACUAAACAUCUAAAGAAAAAUGUCUAAAAAUAAAGAGGUUCAAACCAAA